AUGGCUCUGAGAGACUCCAGCCGGCAGCGGCCGGGCUCCUCUAAGGGAGCUAGCCCCUUGGGUAAGGGGAGACGGGUGCGCCUGGACUUGCAUAACGAGAAGGAGGAGCUGCAGGAGCUCAAUGACCGGCUUGCCACUUACAUCGGGCGGAACCACUCCCGGGAGGAUGAGGAGGCGGCGCAGCUGGCCAGGCUCAGAGAGCAGCAGGAGGCAGACAGCUCCCAUCACCGCAGCAUCAGCGCCCGCUUGGGGUCUGAGCUGAGCGAAGCCCGGUGCCGGCUGAACCGCACGGCCAAAGAGCAGGCUCGGCUGGAGCUGGAGGUAACCCGGCUCGCUGAGGAGCUCCGCGACCUGCGGGAGAGAAAUGGGAAAAAGGAAUUCGAGUUGAAAGGUGCUUUGGCCCGAGUGACUGUUUUGGAAACUUGCCUGAAGUCCAAAGAAGUUCAACUGGCGACAACGCUAAGCGAGAAUGCAACCUUGGAGAAUGAGCUCACCGAAGUCAAAGCUGAGCUCACAAACGUUAAGUCAAUUGCCAGCGACGCUAAAGCACAGCUCCAAGAUGAAAAGUUACAAAACUGGGACUUGGCGCACAGAGCACGGACAUUGCAGGAAAAGCUGGAUUUUCAGAAAAGCUUACGUGAGAAGGAAAUCAUGGGAAUCAAGAGGCAUUAUGAAAUUAAACUCAAAGAAAUCGAGGCUGGUAGUCAAAAGGAAUGUGGGAGCAAACUCGCUGAGGCACUUCAGCAGCUAAGGCAUGAUCAAUAUGAACAGAUUAAACAGUACAAGGAGCAACUGGAAGGGAACUUUGAUGCCAAGCUCAAGAAUGCCCAGCUGGCUGCUGCAAAAAGCAAUGAAUUUGCUAAAGCUGCAAAGGAAGAAUUGGCAGAAGCAAAAAUGAGGAUAGACGAUAUAACAUCAGAGCUUCUUCAAUGUCGCAAUAAGAUUUCUACUCUGAGCGCUAAGAAUCAGGAUUUGGAGAAAGCAUUAGAUCGUGAGAAGACAGUUAGCCAGCAUCAGCUGGCGCUCAAGGAGCAAGAAGUUGCUGAAAUUCGUGAGAAAUUGCAGGUUCAGAUGGAGGAAUUAGGUGAAUGUUUGGGUUUGAAAUUGCCUUUGGACAUGGAAAUAAAUGCUUAUAGGAAGAUGCUGGAGGGAGAGGAGCGAAGAUUUGAUAUGACUCCUACUCCAGUUUCACGUAGACUGGUCCUCACCUCAGGUGACCCAAAAUUCCGAGGAACAAAGCGAAGAUUGAUCGAACCAAAGGUUGCUAGCCGUCUUUACGGAACACGUGAACAUGUGUUUUCCACCGGGCAACUUAUCUUAGAAGAAAUUGACAAUGAAGGAAAAUUUAUCAAAAUAAAGAAUAUUUCUGAUAAGGAUCAGCCAUUAGGUGGAUGGACAAUAAGGAGAGAAUUUCCGAAUUUGACCCAGCUUACUUACAAAUUUCCUGCACGUUUUACACUUAAAUCUAAGCAAGUUGUAACAAUCUGGGCUGAAGGUUCUGAUGUCGUCCUGGUGUGGAGGGGCCAGAAAUCGUGGGGAACAAGAGAUGAUAAAGAGGUAGUUCUCCUCAAUGCUAAUGGAGAGGAGAUGGCUUCAUGGGCUAGUGUGCAAAUACCUGGAAUAUUGGGAAGUGAAUCUAGAGACCAGGAUGAUGAAGAUGGCGUUGAGGGCAGCAGGCAAACUGAAUAUUAUCCAAAGGGCCGUGCUGAGAAUGAAGAUCCAAGUUGCAGUUUAAUAUCCAAGAGAAAUGGAUUCUUCUAAAUAACUGUUCCUUCUGAGAGAUGCUCUCUGUAAUUGUAUGUUUUUGCCAAAUUGCUGAUUU
Messenger RNA from Hemiscyllium ocellatum (epaulette shark), 1822 nucleotides. Its product is annotated as lamin-L(III)-like. The transcript is spliced from 12 exons. Bases 1 to 1761 code for a protein of 586 amino acids. NCBI's taxonomy places the organism in Eukaryota, Metazoa, Chordata, Chondrichthyes, Orectolobiformes, Hemiscylliidae. The record is from RefSeq and is a predicted model, not a curated record.